Messenger RNA from Ceratitis capitata (Mediterranean fruit fly), 4249 nucleotides. Its product is annotated as AF4/FMR2 family member 4. NCBI's taxonomy places the organism in Eukaryota, Metazoa, Arthropoda, Insecta, Diptera, Tephritidae. The record is from RefSeq and is a predicted model, not a curated record. The coding region runs from base 226 to 2847 and encodes 873 amino acids. The transcript has 2 exons.
GCAUUUAAUAAUUGAACGAAGGAAUAUAAAGGACGAGAGGACGAAAGGACAUAUACCCUUGGGUUUUUUAUGCAGUAGAGUAGAGUAGAGCAGAGGACUUCGAGGCGCCAUAACCAACCGUACAAUUACUGAAACGUCAACACCGAACUGCCAUAUCAUUUAAGCCAGUUAAAUACAAAACAGUUAAUUUCAUUGCCACUUUUUUGUCAUAAAUCAACAUGUGCCAUGGAGAACUGCUUAGGCGGCAGCAAACGUACCAUUCGAGCACAAAGGGAUCUACAACAAUUGAAGCAGCAAUGCCAGCAAUUGCCACCGAAUCAGAAUUUUUACACGCAACAACAGCCGCAGGUGCAUCGUCAAGCGCAAACAAUCAAGCAGCAGCAACAGCAAUUGCAACAACAACUAUUGCUGCAACAAGAACAGCAUCAGCAGCAGCAGCAACAGCAACAGCAAAUGUUGCAACAACAGGAACAGCAACAACAGCAUCGGUAUUUACUCGAAGAACAACAAAUACAAAAGCAAGAACAACAACUCAUACAUCCCUUUCAGCAAUUGACACUGCAACAACAUCAUCAGCUUCAGCAGCAGCAGCAGCAACAGCAACAGCAACUCGAGAUUGCCUAUCAAUUGACGGCGGAGUCGGAGCACAAUCACGGAGCGCCGGUUGCGACAACACCUAAAUUUGUCGCCAAUUGCUUGCACUUUCCACCGCCGCCAGAUUAUCCACCGCCACCGUCGAAAACGCCAACCGGCACGACCGUUGCCACUGCCACCACAGCAGCCACUAAAACAAUGUCCACGGCAAAUGCCAAGUCGGCAGCUAUAAGUAACGCGACAAAAACAACAGCAACAACGCAGCUGGAUAACAAAGCGAAUGCCAUUGGACAUCAUCAUCAGCACCAUCAGCAUUAUCACCAACAACAACUACAACAGCAACAGCAGCAACACGAACAGCACCAACAACAACUGCAACAUCACCAACAGCAACAACAACAACAACAACAUCAUCAUCAAAUACUCACCGACAAUGUACUGACACACUUGGAGCCUACGGCGACAGCUGCGGCGCCAUCUACUGUGUCCGUUACCACACACAAUGCCACACAUGCCACAGUGAAUGCCACUUUGACCUCGGCGUCAGUGAACAAUGCCACAGUCAACAAUAAAAAUCACCAUCAUCACCACCACUCGUCUGCGUCCGCCUCCAGCUCACCGUCAUCGUCGUCGGCGACAAGUGGCACUACCAUAGGUGUCAGUCCGUACGGACGGCGACAGGUAUUGCCACGUUAUCCCGAUCCCGAUCCAGACGCCAUUGAGGUGUGCAACGAGCAGGAGCCAAUAAAUAUUUCACGAAUGUCUGCACGUCACAAUAGCAAAACACUCGGUCGCGCCAAUGAAAUGCUCAACUCGGACGCGAAAUGGUCUGCGGUGCAACAGACCACAAGCUUACAGAUGUUACAUCAACAUGCACAUAACACCCAUCCACACGCGCAGCACGACUACUCUUACGCGUAUUAUGAACCAGGCGCUGCGAUGCGCCACUCAAAUAUACCACCGCCCGAAAUGAUACCUGGUAGCGCACACACAAUCGCGCAUCAUGCACCACCGCCGCCGCCCAACUCAAUACGCGCGCUACUUUCGAAGGGUAUGAAGAACAAAUUAUUGUCAUCGCCAGCCGCACGUCAUGCCUACCAGGCGCAGUACGGUCUGGAUGGCGCCAUAUCAUGUGAUAGCUCGACAUUGCGCAGUGCGGGUGUUGGCGCGACUGCGGGUGCGACAAGCGAGAAUUUCUACGAAGAGAUAUCCUCGAAUGAGGCGGCAUUGCAAUAUCACCACCACAACAAUACCAGCCACCGCCAUCAUCAUCUCCGACCAACGGGCACUUCACAUUCAGCCGGUUCACUGAAUCAAUCAUUGGUCGAAGAGGAAUUGCGACGUGUACAAAACCGUCAUCAUAAAAUACUUGGCGAAUUGAAUUUGUCCGUCGAGGCCAUGUUAAUGCCUGAAAGUCCGCCCAGUGCCAGUCCGACCAGUUGCGAAGCGCCCAGCGUUAGCGUUACGACCGCCUCGGGUCAGCCGAAUUUGGGUUCUGUUGCCGUCGGUGGUGCCGGCAGUUUACGGCUCUCUUCCACAUCGGCCGAUAAUAUCUGUGAUGCAAAUCUCUCGGAGCUGCUCAGCACAGUGGGACCCACUGAUGAGCUACUCUCGCCCGUACAGUCUUCAACAAAUGCCGCCUUCUGCGCCGCCGACUUAGAUAGCGGUUUUAGCGGCAGCAGUGGCGCCAGCUACAUUGGCAGUCUGCGUAUACACAAGACUAACGCUGCGCUAUCGCAUAUAAUGAGCACGCGUCAAACGCAAGCCAAUAGCGCCGCAGCAGCACAGCCAUCCACUUCGUGCAGUUUCUCUUAUGGCACGCAAAGUUGUCGCUCAUUUCAACGCUCUUCCUCCACCAAACAACCACACCACCAUCUUCAGCACCAUCACUUGACAAUUGAUGAUGAUUUAAAUUCGGGCUUCUUAACACGCGCCUCUUGCGGUCGACGCAUACUGAAUUGUGCUAAAAUUCGUGCAGCCGAAGAUCCGGGACCGGUGGUGCCGACCGAGUCGAAAGCGCGUAGCUUCUGGAAUCGCAAAGGUUGGCGCAAAUUACCUGGCUUCUCGACGUCCACAUCCAGCAUAAAUGACACUGGCAUUACAGGUGAGCCAAUUUCCAUGAAAAAUGUGAAAGGAGACAACAAUAUAACAACAAUACCAACCACAACAACAACAGACACGAAGACAAGAACGAAAACGAAAACGAAAAAUACGAGUACAAAGGCGAUUCCAUUAAUCUGCUUAAAACGCUGACCUUAAUUGGUGAAGUGUCAUUUGUCAGUGCAGCAAAGUUGCUGUUGAUUUGGUUGGUUGGAUGGAUGGUUGGUUGGUUGGUUUGGUUGCUUGCUUGCUAGCUUGAUGGUGCCUCUUGAUUGUGUGCUGUGCUGUGCGCUGUGAUGGUAUGGAUGGAUGGAUGGAGCAAGAAGGUGAAGUGUAAUGAAAGUGGUGGAGUUGCAGGGUGUGAAGUGGCAAAAAUUGAAGUGUAGUGCAGUGAAGUGGAGUACCGUAAAGUGGAGUGGAGUGGCGUUGACUAGGAAAAAGUGCGCUGGGUACCACAGAGUAGGGCUUGAAAGCUUGCCUUGGCUCGGCUUGGCUCGAAUUUGUGUUUGCGGUGGCUUAUGUGUGCGGCGCAUGGAUGUAUGUGCUUCGCGCACUUAAUCGCAUUGUUGUUGCUCUUGUUAUUGAUAAUGGUGAUGCUGCUGUUGUCGUUGCUGCUGUUGCUGCAUUGCAUUAGCGCAUCCGAUGCCAAGGUGAAACAAUUGAUAGCUCUGCCAUCAAAGAUUUGUCUCGAUUCUAUAAAUCAUACAAAAUAGCGCACGUCCUCUCGCCACACCGUUAAGUGGAAUCGAGUGGAGUUUAAGAGUUGGUUGGUGUGCGAGCAAUCAGCCAACCGAACAGGCAGACAGGCAAGCAGCGAACGUACAGACACAAGCAGUGACACUUAAUAUCCGCUCAACACCGACCAACACACACAGUCUUACGGAGCUUAGCGACCAAAUGACUUUACAUGGUGUAUAAACAUACAUACACACAUACACACACAUACUCAUAUAUGUAUGCAUGAAUAGAGGUCUGAUCAUUCUGUUGAACGGUUUGUCGCUGUUUGCUCGCCUGUCUGACUUGUGGUGGUAAUUUAUAAAGCUUAAGGGAUAUGCAAGGCCACUUUUCACUGUCCAGGACAGUCAGCCAGCGCAACAGACCAACAGACCAACACACUUGUGCUACACAUUACCAUCCAUUUGUAUGGGUAUUAGCGCUACACUCAAACGAUAUACAAUACAUAUACAAUAUGUACUGUAGCUCAUUUAGUCCAAUGUACAUAUGUUAUUGUCUCCUCCGUCGCCAUUUGGUCGCACAAUCAAACGUUGCGAUCUUCCUCACUACGCUAAUCACACAAAUGUGUUUUUGAUUUAUCACAUUGGGCUUUUCAUUUGAGUGAAUGCGAGUACGAGUCCAGGAUAUAGCCAUUCAUAUGUUCAGAUAAUAUUGUUAGCGGUGGAGGGAAGGGGAAAAGUGGCAGAGCGGGAGAGUGGGAGAGUGGGAGAGAGGUGCCCAUCAGCAGUGAGGCCUUUAUUAUUUGUGUUGCGAUUACUUUGUACGUAGUAUAAACGUAUAUAUAUAUAUAUAUAUAGAUGUAUAUUUAGUAUUUUUAAUG